ACUAUUCGAGUGAUAAAAUCCAAAGUUUAAAUUGAAUAAUUGCGGCCAGUAAAUUCAACUAAACUACUAAAUUUAUAGUAACCAAGUUGAGCCACGCCCCUACGUCUCGCCUGCUAUCUAGGGAGCUCUGCGUUUACCAUCAUUGCAUUUCAAUUGCAGUUAACAGCAGUGGCCCCCCACAAGACAACCAACGCGACAAGAGAUCGGCCAGCGACAAGACAAAAUGCAGAACCAGCCCAGCCCACAGUUGCCAUGCAAGGGCAUUUUAAAGACUUCUCGCAGCUUCGACAAGUCGGGCGCCAGUUUUCGCAAAAGUGCCAAGUUCGAUGAGCUGAACGUGCUGCAGACGUUCCAUCCGGCGGACAAGGAUUAUGGGCAUAUGAAAAUCGAUGAGCCAAAAACUCCAUACUAUGAAGAAACCAGAGACGAGCUGGACACAGAGCUUCUGGUGGAGAAACUUCGCAUUGCGGCCAGCACACAACAGUCUUCCGAGAGCAUUGAGGACGAGGGUUCUUCCGACGACGAUCUUCCCAUAAGCGAGGAUGAGAGACAACGGCGCCGUGAAUUCGAGCGGCGUCGCAAGGCCCAUUAUCGUGAAUUUGAGGCGGUCAAGCUGGCCCGUAAGCUGAUACAGGAGGAAGACGACGACGAUGAGGAGGAUGAGAAGAAUGCCGCCGGCACAUCGGACAGCAGACCGUCGGGCUCCUCUUCCACCUCCAGCCGCUAUGCAAGCAAUUCGGCGAAAAAGUCCAGCCCGACAGCCACAAAAUCCCCGUCUACCAGCAGCAACAUGGACCUGGAGCCAUCGAACAACUAGGAGCCAAUAUCAAUUAUUCAAACGCAUCAAUCACUAAUGUUUACCUAGCCCAGGCGCUCAUCAUAAAACAUAACAACAAAAACAACAUAAAAACAUUUCAGUGAAAAAGAAAACGAAACGAAACGAAAUUAUAUCAAGUGCUGUGGCCCCAGAGAGUGAGAAGCGGAACGCAGUGAGAAUGGGAGCAGAAGAAGGGCUGACCUUGGCACUCGUGAUUAAUUGCAAACAAAAGCGUCGCGUAAUGUUUUUUGCCAUCAAGUAAAUUACACACAAACACAAACACAACACAAAUCAAUGGAAUUUAACGCCACGUGAUCGAUGAACGAUGAUUAAUAGAACGAGAGCAAAGCAAACAUAAUAUGAUCGCUGUUGCAGCUGUCGUUGCUGUC
Molecule: messenger RNA, 1206 nt
Organism: Drosophila subobscura
Lineage: Eukaryota; Metazoa; Arthropoda; Insecta; Diptera; Drosophilidae
Gene: I-2
Product: protein phosphatase inhibitor 2
Exons: 5
Coding region: 224-817 (197 amino acids)
Biological process (GO): regulation of signal transduction
Molecular function (GO): protein phosphatase inhibitor activity
Source: RefSeq, a predicted model, not a curated record